Brenthis ino (lesser marbled fritillary) is the source of this 645-nucleotide messenger RNA. The record is from the annotation of a GenBank genome assembly. NCBI's taxonomy places the organism in Eukaryota, Metazoa, Arthropoda, Insecta, Lepidoptera, Nymphalidae.
AUGUCACCUCAACUUGUGACAGAUGUUCAUGAUGGAUUGCAAAGAAAUUUUUCCAAUAAUUGUUAUUUAGUAAAUGGAAGCUACGAAUAUUACCACUAUUUCUGUGAUGGUUUUGAUGAUAGGGGCUGGGGAUGUGGUUAUCGAACCCUACAAACAAUAUGCUCCUGGUUAAAUAUUAAUUACAAUAGCACUCAAAGUGUUCCUACUAUCAGAGAUGUUCAGAAAAUUUUGGUUGAUCUAGAAGAUAAGCCUUCAUCUUUUUUAGGUUCACGGCGGUGGAUUGGAAGCUUUGAGGUUUGCCUUGUGAUAGAUAAAUUGUAUGACAUACCAAGUAAAAUUGUUUAUGUUAAUAAAGGAGAUCAGUUAGAAAAUAUUGUUACACAAUUGAAAAAUCACUUUGAAAAGUUUGGUAGUCCAGUAAUGAUGGGUGGUGAUGUUGACUGUUCGUCUAAAGGGAUUAUGGGCAUACAUGUAGACAGUGACCGAUCUAGCUUAUUGGUUGUGGAUCCACAUUACGUUGGUAAGGAGCCAUCGAGGGAAUUCUUGCAAAAUAAAGGCUGGGUAAAAUGGCAACCUCUUCAAGAUUUUUUAAGCACAUCAUUUUAUAAUUUGUGCCUACCACAAGUUAAACCAAACUGUCAGAUG